This is a messenger RNA of Vitis riparia (riverbank grape), 1652 nucleotides long. Its product is annotated as zinc finger CCCH domain-containing protein 67-like. The transcript is spliced from 6 exons. Lineage: Eukaryota; Viridiplantae; Streptophyta; Magnoliopsida; Vitales; Vitaceae. Gene Ontology annotation, molecular function: metal ion binding; mRNA binding. The record is from RefSeq and is a predicted model, not a curated record. The coding region runs from base 74 to 1321 and encodes 415 amino acids.
AUUUGCGGUCAAACCAGGGCAUAUAUAAGCAGAUUGACUGAUACGAAUUAGGGUUUGAAAUGCGGAGUGGGAAAUGGGGAGUUGUGAAGACCCAGUUCCCCGACAGAAUACCCAUGACCAGAUAGAACUAGGGCUGAUGUAUCCUAAACGUGAUCCCGAUCCUGAUGCUGAACUCCUUCUCCAGCAAUUCGAAAAUGUAGCCUUGAAAGAUACGGAGGAGACUGAGAUUCAGUACCCUUUGAGGCCUUAUGCCCAAGACUGUCCGUACUAUAUCCGAACUGGGUCUUGUAAGUUUGGACUGAAUUGCAAGUUCAAUCACCCUGUGACGAGGACAGCCCAGGUUGACAAGGAGAGGGAAAAUGAAGGAGAAGGGUUGUCAGAGACGAUCGAAUGCAAGUAUUACCUAACAGGAGGAGGGUGCAAGUAUGGAAAUUCUUGUAGAUAUAGUCACUCCAAAGAAACAAAUGAGCUAGCAACACUAGAGUAUAACUUUUUAGGUUUGCCAAUGAGAGUGGGAGAGAAAGAGUGCCCCUACUACAUGCGUACUGGUUCCUGUGGAUAUGGGGCAAACUGCCGGUUCCACCAUCCAGAUCCUACAUCUGUGGGAGGUUCAGAACCUAAUGGAAAUGGUGAAUAUGUGGGAGGAUUUGACAGUUUAGGAAAUCAUAAUGGUGAAUCUACCAUAUUGAAUUUAUCAGGUGCAUCACAACCAUCCAUGGCUUCAUGGUCUUCACAUAUGUUGUCAAAUAAGAGAGUUCCCUACUCAGAUAAUCGCUCAUCUUAUGUGCCUGCAAUGCAUUCAGUUCCUCAAGGAAUACAUCCAAAUCUUGAACUUAAUGGGCAUCAGGCCCCUAUCCAUUCCCAAGGAAUGCCACACCAUUUUCAUUCAGGCCUGACACUGAACAAGUUGAUGAAGAAAUCUGAUGUCUCUCAACAUUAUGAGCAGACUCAGGUUGAAGAAUUCCCUGAACGACCAGGAAAACCUGAGUGUGAUUACUUCAUGAAAACUGGGGACUGUAAAUAUAAAUCUGCAUGUAGGUAUCACCAUCCAAAGAGCAGAGUCCCAGGAUUGCCAGUCUGUGCUCUCAGUGACAAGGGCUUACCUUUAAGACCUGGUAAAAAAAUCUGUUGGCAUUAUGAAAGCUAUGGUAUUUGCAAGUAUGGUCGUGCUUGUUUGUUUGAUCAUCCCCCGAAUCAUACUCCAUCAUCUUUCCCGGUUGGGUCCAAGUUAGACCCUCCAUUGGGUCACAACUCUGCAACUGUAGGAGGGAACAGAAUGGCUGGAUGCCAGGAUGAAAUUCAGGAUUCAGGCUGGGAUUGAGUACGGACAUGUAGCUUUGAUCCGGCAGUUGCUGUAGAAAUUUUGCAUCUAGCCUCCUUCACCUCUCUUUUCCAGUAAGGAUGUUGCUUUUUAUUUUUAUUUAGCUUAUGAAAGUUUCAUUUUUCUACCUUUAAGACUCGGUUCCUGCAGGCUGUUGUGCAUAGAAUAGAACCCUCUUGCAAGCAUAGGAGGGGCUGUUUUAUACAUGAACUUUGCAUAACGUUACUCGAAUUUCCUUUGUUUAAGUCAGGUGAAAAUUUGUUCCAUGUUACUGAAUAAGUUUGUGAACGCUUUUCUAUCAACCCAGGUUUCAUCCUCUUGCAUUCUGGUA